Messenger RNA from Fibroporia radiculosa, 4485 nucleotides. RefSeq lists its product as uncharacterized. The coding region runs from base 1 to 4485 and encodes 1494 amino acids. The transcript has 10 exons. NCBI's taxonomy places the organism in Eukaryota, Fungi, Basidiomycota, Agaricomycetes, Polyporales, Fibroporiaceae. The record is from RefSeq and is a predicted model, not a curated record.
AUGGACAGUCCCACCACUGAGGCUGGCGCGGGGAAAACGCCUUUCCAGCGAGCAUGGGAGGAAUAUGUUGCUCAUUUGCCUCCCAAAAAGAAGCAACGUCGGUUCCUCAUGAACUGUGCUCGUGCAAUCCAGGAGAAUUCGGAUAGCUCACCCGCUUCGGCCGUCAACGAGGCGAUCAUAACUGCAGAGAAGAAGCAUUCUAUGCAGGCGUCGAGGCGUAUCAUUCGCAAAUACGUAGAUCCUGUGAUAGCCGUCCUAAAUGAUUUCGAUGCUAUCAUAAGUAAUUUAGUUUCGGCGGAUCCAAUGCCUACAGCGAUCAUCUGGGGAGCUUUAAAGGUGAUAAUCGAUGGGCUUUCCAGGUUUUCCAACCUCUUCGAAACAAUUAAGAAUGAGCUACGAUCGUUAAGAGAUCACUUAGAGCUAAUUACUGACCACGAAAACUUAUACGGCAAGGAUGAGAAGAUGCAAAAUCUUCUCUGUCGUUCAUAUGUUAACAUCAUACGGUUCUGGCAUAGAGUUGACAAAGAAUGCGACAAUUGCGGCUUCGCUCUUUUGAAAACGGUUGCAUCUUUUAGCACAAAGAAGCUUGAGUCCAUUCUUGCCGAUAUGCAGCAUGAUGCUCAGGAGAUUGGCAAGCGUGCCGGGACUCUACAAGCGAUCGAGUUGAGAGGGGAGCAUGAGGAGGCCGCUAUUGCCCGACGGGAAGCUGCAGAUGAGAUGCGUAGAGCAGAGGAAGAACGCAGAGACCAACGUCUAUUCCGCGAAGAACGGCGACGAGAAGCGCCUAAUGAACGAUUCAACAAUCUUUGCUCAAAACUUUCGUCUCUGGAUACGAAUGCCCCGAAUUUCCUGCGGCGGGACAAAUUCCUGAAGAACCAUAUUCCUGGUACUUGUCAAUGGUUGCUCGAACAUCCUGACUUCGUCGCGUGGACAGGAGAAGCUUCUCCCCCGGUCUUGUGGCUUCACGGUCCACCAGGAUCAGGGAAGUCUACCCUGUGUUCGACUGUCAGCUCCAGGUUGGACACGGUAGCGUUCCAUUUCUGUGACUUCGCUCAGCAGUACAAGCCAUACGAGAUACUGCGAAUGCUUGCGCUCCAAUUACUAUGUAAAUACUGGACAGACAUGCACGACGUCCCGCCGGAGCUGUGCGAUGUGGCACAAUCGAGUCCAUCCGUUCUCGCGAAUGUUCAGAACAUCAUCCGCGUCCUCAUCAAGAACCAAGAGAGGGUGUAUUUUUUACUCGACGGUCUCGACGAAGAAACUACUGGAGAGCGAUGGCGCGAUAUCGCGGAUGUACUCCACUUUCUAAUCCAACUUACGAACGACUUUCCCAGCAAGGUUCGCUUAUGGUGCAGCAGCCAGCCCCGUACACUUAUAAAAAGGGAGCUUGACGGAUACCCUACUAUCGAUAUCAGUAUCCAUGUGAAACAGGAUAUAGCUUUCUUCCUAUCGAAAGCCAUACCCGAGGCAGAGGAGCUAGAACCACUUGACCAGGAGAGGUUCUUACGCAGCUUGCACCAACGAGCGGAAUGCAGCUUCCUCUGGGCGAGCUUGAUGAUAAGCGAGCUUCAAAAUUCUCCGACAAGUUUAAGAGAAAUGAAGCAAUUUGUGGAUAGAGGACUUCCGUCGACUUUGCUUGACUACUACACGUUAUUCUUUAAGCGUCUCAAGAAGACUCUACGUCCGCUUGCUUGCAAGUUAUUCGCCUUGAUUGUGUUCGCUCGUCGACCGCUACGAUUUUCCGAAUUGCAGGAGGCGAUAUGGUGCUUGAAAAGCAACUCUACCGGGUACUUGAAUCCUGAGGACAAACCUUUCCUCAAGCAGUUGCAUGAAGUCGCCCAACCUCUGAUUGAAAUGACGAAAGUCGAAGGGCCCCAGAUCGGUGACGCGCAGGAAGACUACACUUGUCGUCUUUUUCAUUCAACUCUUCGAGACUUUCUCGUUGAGCAUCCGGAUGUCCUUGUGGAAGUUGGAGAUCCGGGGAGCGAUUUGCGCAUUAGUGCCGAUAUCGCUAUGGACGCAUGCCUGGUCUACUUGUGUCAGACUAAAUAUGCAAAAUUACUGACCAGGGAGAAUGGCCGCUGGGUGGAUGCUGUCGGAAAUCCUGUAGAAAAUCAACAUUUUCUCGUUUACGCGGCAAAGUAUUGGGACAAACAUCUCGACGACAUCUCCGAGCUGCACAAGAAAGAUGUCCUUCAACGUCUCAACUCCUUUAUCACAUCCUCUAACUUCCAAACCUGCAUUCAGGUUCAGAGCCUAUGGGUCGAGCUACAAUUCUGCGUCUUUCGGGUCACUACCAGCGACGAGCGUUGUCGUUUCCUGCGACGUGUCUUCCCGUCAUGGUUCUCCCGGGAAACAGAGAUUGGUAUCAAGCUUUGGCGUAAUUAUCGAUGCUUCUUGCACGAGUGGAAAUAUUUUCUUGCGUGCGGGAAUUGUCAUAGAGCGAAUCCAAGAUGUGCCAUUCUGCCUUACAUGGGCCAAUUAGACCGCAUCUGGUUUGGAGCCCUUGGACAGUCCAACUUCCUGUCGCGAUUGAACAGUCAAUACUCUAGCUUUGUUUUUCAGGUAGAUCAGGACGAUGGACUUGAAUCGAGUCUUGGACGCUUCUUUGAUGGCAUUGGAGAAGACGGGAGCGUAAUUAUGACACUGCGAGCGCGAAAAUCCCAGGGAGAUUCCCUACAGUUUGUGUGCGACACAUGGAGCUUGAGUUCCCGACAGCUUCCGGUGAGGAAGAGGACCCAAGAGAUUCAAUUGUCAUCUGAACUUUGCGGCUGGCCUUUAUAUGUCGGCAAAACGAUUCAUUUACCCCUACAAACAGGCAAGGCUGCACCAGCGGCCUUUAGUUCCGAUUGCAAGACGCUUCGCAUAGGGACCCAGCUAUUCGCUAUAGAUACAGCAGGGGAUUUCGUCAGUCUCCCUCAGGUCGCCCUACACACGCAGAAGUCUUCUUACGUGGAAGAGUUUUGUCGUCGUGGGAAACAUGUCGUCAUUGCCUCGAGAACAAGGAUGCGGACGAAGGAUUUGUCCGUGGAGGACUCGGAGCCUGUUGCACCAAUGGACACCAGCCAUACCCCCAGCAGUGGUGGAUCGACCGCAGUCGAUGACGAAGGAUCCGAUUCCGACUCUGAAUCAUCAGAUGGUCGUUCAUCCACGACGUCUGAAUCCGAAAGUGACGCAGAAGAAUCGGAUGACGAUGGAUACGAAAGUUGGAGUGACAGCAGCACCGUCUUUUCCGAGGAUUUUGUGUUUGACGACGAUAUGAUCACUCCAUGGGCAGACCACUUUCGCGAUAUGGACUCAGACUCCAGCGACACCGAUACUAGUGAUACGGAUGUUGCGUCCGAUCAUGAAGACGACAUAGAGGUGAGCGAUUCGGAUCAAGGUGAGGUGCCAGGAUCUGCAUUCGGUUAUGGAAAGGCACGCAACGAAGACGGUGAUGAUUGGGAUGUUGCAUACUUCUCGGACGAAGAUGGCAAUCAAAUUUUCGUACCUAAACACACGGGCAGAAGUUCUCCUGGGGAAUCACAGGCAACCUUAGCUAUAUUCGACACUGGGGCUUUCCCUCACACCAAACUAUUCUGUCUGACACGACCCAUCCGAUGCAAGGUCUAUGACUCGCCUCCUGCAAUUCAUCCAACUGUGCCACUUGUCGUUUGGCCACUCGGUGGCGGAGAUGUACUUUUCGUUGACUUCUUGGAUAAAACAUACUUCGUGCGUAAAUUGCGAGCAUCGACCUCACACACCCGGCACAUCUUCAUGAAGUGCCGGUUUUCCGCAUGUGGCCGAUUCUUGCAUAUUGCUGCUCUCGAAGGGCAACAACCAGUGCAGAAGAAAGGCACUCAGAACCGACAAGGGCUUGACAUUGCUGUUCUGGUUUCCACCUAUCGCCUCUCGAGUCGAAAAACGAGCCGUUCGCCCCCUACCCUCAUUCACCGAGUCAGGGUCAAGCUAGGUAACAAGGAGUCCUUGUCUGUGACGAAACUACCAUAUACUGUGACUUGGGCGGCAAACGAGCUCUAUAUUUCAUGCAGUGACAGAUUGUUGCGAGUCCAUCGUGUUCCGCUAUUCAAAUCAGCGAUAGAAGAUCAGGAGGAUGAGGAUGCUGUCCUGGUUCCGCGGAAGCCAAUCUUCCUCCCUGAGACCGCAAUGAAUCGCCAAGUUCACUAUUUUCCCAGCAGGAACGAGGGAAGUGAUGAAGCCUCCAACGCACACGUCCUUAUUGGCAGUGAAAUCAGAAAGAAAGAGAGCCAACCUCUCGAACAUGACGUAGAGUUUUCCACUAUUGGGCGCACUUUUGUCGGGCUACAAGGGGAGUUCUCUCCUCCGAUCGGGUGCUAUUUGGACGAUGAAAGUGAUCUUGGGGGAUGGGGCAAGUCGUAUGACAGUACGGAGAUUCCGGGCCAAUUGGGCAUAGGAUGCUUGGACCGCAGAUUGGAAAAAUUCGAUUUCGAUGACGACUGUGAUCUGGAACCUUACAUUUACUGA